This is a messenger RNA of Rubroshorea leprosula, 1215 nucleotides long. The record is from the annotation of a GenBank genome assembly. NCBI's taxonomy places the organism in Eukaryota, Viridiplantae, Streptophyta, Magnoliopsida, Malvales, Dipterocarpaceae.
UGCUCUUCUGCUCUUCUGCUCUUCUUCUCCUUUCUUCCCGCUGCGGCCACCCGGAAGAAAAAAAAAAGAGAACCCAGCCAUGCCUUGGAAAAUUGGUAAGGAAGUUUGGUAUUUUCCCCUUCCUUUCUUGUUCUAGAACCUGAUUUGGAACCCAGAAUUCUUCCCCCUGCUAGAAAAUCCGGAUCUGCUUUGCUCUGUCCGCCGGCUGCUCUUGUUGUGGGGGUGAAUUGCUUUGAUUUUUUGACUCGUGAGCUUCCCUGCAGCUUGCCGCCGGCCUCUUCCCCCCUGUAGCUCCGGUUUCUACAGCUGGAGAAUUAUGGUUCUCGAUCGUUCUGUCAGUUUAGUACGUGAAUUGAGUGCUCGGUUUUGCGGAGUGAGGUAAGUAAAUUUAUGGUAAUGCCCGUAUAGUUUUUAAAAGCAUGUUUUGUUUUGUUUUUGAAGUGGUGGCGGGACUAAACCCGUUUUACACGAGCAUGACUGAUUUGAAGUGAAAUGUUUAUGUUUUUCAUUAAAUUGAGCAUGCCUACUUGAAAGUGAUUGUGAAUUGUCCUGACGAUUUGAAAGUGAUAGUGAAUUAUGAUUUUUCUGUUAACUUCUGCCUGUUUUGUCUCCGAUGUGGUCAUGUUAUUCGUGACCCUGCUAGUGGGGGAGGUUAUAAACGCUAGCACAUGUCGACAUGUAGUGAUAGAGCCGGUUCAUUCAACCCAGCUAGUGGGGGUUAUACACCAGCAAACAGUGCGCCUGCCAGUGGGUGUUAGACGCUGGUCGUGACCUAUAGAGGAGAUGUCUAUUUCGUUCUUGUACUGUAUCCGUUUUGCGUGAUUGCACAUGUUGGCAUGCUAUAAGUUUAAUUAAGGGCAAUCCAUAUUUACUUACUGAGUUUAUCUCAUAGUUUUUCCUUGUUCACCAUUUCAGAAAGUGAAACCGAGGACGGGGAAACCACGGGAAGUGACAAGUUAGAAGGCUAGCCAUAUUGUAAUUGGAUAUAAAUUUUAGAUAUGAAUCAUGAUCUUGUAUUUGGAGAUUUUAUUGGAGAUUUAUGAUAUUAGAGAGAUUUUAUAAUUUGAUCUUCAGAUUUUGAUGGUAUCAGAGUGUGAAUUUGAUAAGUUUCAGCCUUGUGCAUUUGUGGGACCCGUCUCACGAGUGCACGGCGUCUGUCGCGCCUCGAAUUUGGGUUUUGGAGCGUGACAAAAUUAAUAAGAAUCAAUUUUUUUU